Molecule: messenger RNA, 366 nt
Organism: Thlaspi arvense
Lineage: Eukaryota; Viridiplantae; Streptophyta; Magnoliopsida; Brassicales; Brassicaceae
Source: the annotation of a GenBank genome assembly
AUGUCUUUCCCGUGUCUCUGUUGUUCACAAGGACCCGUCUCCUACUUUAGCGAUGAAUCAACGGAGAGUUCACUACCAUCUGAUGCACGAGACAAAGAUGUCCUGGACGAUGCGGUCUAUACCGAAAAUCCAUUCAACAAACUCUCAAACGAUCUAUUGCAUAAGUUCAUGUCGAGCUUGUCCAUCAAGGAAACCGUUAGGACAGGUUCUAUAUCAAAGCGAUGGGUGAAUGUGUGGAAGGAUAUUCCUCAUCUUUCCGUGGACCUGCGAGAAUUCUCCGAUAUCAUAACCCUUUUGACCGAUCGUACUCAUCACCAUGCCGCUAGAUCGAUGACCAAGGUCCAUUUCUUUUUCUUAUCAGAAUAG